AUGGCCACCCGACUGGCUUGUUCGGCUGCCUCUCGAGCAAGAUCGUCAGCGCUGCGCGCUGGAAUUAGGUUGAAUGCUCCUAGGUGUCGUGCUGAUCCCUCCCGAGGGAUAGCUGCCGCCCUGAUCUCCUCCUCGUCCUGCUCAAGAACAUCAACAACCCCCACAGCAGCAAGCGGCCACACCAACACAGCACCGACCUCAACAGCAGCAGCCGCAGCAGCAGCCGCCGCCCCGGCAGCCGGAACACAGGGUGGAAAUGUCGGCACUGCUGGCACUACCUCCUCUGCUGCUGCUGAUGCAAAAGCAGGCUCGGCAGCAGAACCGUUUAGUAACACGGGCUCAGAUCCGUCCAGCACCAACACCGGAGGCGCUGACAGCAGCAGCAGCGGUGGCAGCGGCGGAGGUGGGGGCGGCGGCAGCCGAGGGCCGCUGACGUGGGGAGCUGUAGGUCUCCUCGGUAUCGUGGCAAGUCUGGCAGUGGGGUACUACCGGAUGAAGUGGGAGGAGAAGCAGAAUCGGACUGCAUCCGAGGUGACGUCCACCGGGAAGCCCGCGUUGGGCGGGCCGUUCACCCUCGUCGACAUGCACGGUAAGCCGGUGACGGAAAAGGACUACCACGGGUCCUUUGUGCUGCUCUACUUCGGCUUUUGCCACUGCCCGGAUAUCUGCCCGUCAGAGCUGGUGAAGGUAGGCGCCAUAGCUACCAAACUCGAGGAUAAGCUCGGCGCCGGCGUGGUGAAGCCGGUGUUCGUAUCGGUGGAUCCAGACCGAGACAGCCUGGCGCAGCUGAAGCACUACGCGCAGGACUUCCACCACAGCAUCGAGUACCUAACGGGCACCAAGGACCAGGUCGCCAAGGCCGCCAAAGCCUACAGGGUGUACUUCUCCAAGACAGAGGAGCACGAGGAGGGCGAGGACUACCUGUUGGAUCACUCCAUCGUCAUAUACCUGCUCGCGCCCAACGGGGACUUCUUGGAUUUCUUCACGCAACGAACCACGAUCGCCGACUGCGUCGAUAGGACCGUCAAGAACGUCAAAGACUUUAAGGCUUGAGCGGAAACGCUGGAUAGAGACAGAUGGGCGGAGGCGAGAAAGAGGAGAAGAGAGAGACUCGCCGGCUCUUCGCUGCCUGCAAACUGGACACACGCACAUCUUCCGUGUUUGUUACCGUGUGGGGGGUAGGUCGAGUGUAGCGCUCUAGAAUAUGUUGAGUAGAAUGGCAUGGUGGCGUUAGACUCCCCAGGUUUUGUAGCGAAUGGGUCGCGUGUUCGCCAUGCGAGAUGCGGGGCACAUCAGGGAUGCCUUUUACCUCGUGACGUGUGCCGUCGGAAUUUAGCCAUGCUUCGGACUAGGUUGAGGACCUUCCUUGAGAAUGAUGGAUGCGUCGAAUUUUGUUUUGCCCUCCAAGCCGUUGCGUGUUCUCGGGGGAUCGCUUCUACGCGUUCGUUUCGCUAAACCGGGGAACCAUGAAAGAAGCCCCUGGAAAUUAAAACCCGACACGACACGUCAGCUAUGCGUGGGAUUCAGCUCGUACUUUCAUCCAAGGAAGUUGUGUCACAGUCAGGAAGUGACGUCUGGACGCCAUCUGUGU
Molecule: messenger RNA, 1591 nt
Organism: Ectocarpus sp. CCAP 1310/34
Lineage: Eukaryota; Phaeophyceae; Ectocarpales; Ectocarpaceae
Source: the annotation of a GenBank genome assembly